AUGGCUCCCGGCCUUGAUAUCGGGUCAGAUACCGUUAACGAUGGACAUGCAGACGGACCAGGUCACUCGUAUCACUCACGGCCAUCGUCGUUGUCUCGCGGUGCUUCUCAGUCGAUGGGACCUCCACCAUUACCUCACUCCGUGUCUCCCUCUAGCGGGAGUGUACAAGUCGAUAAUACGGGAGUUGGCAGCGGGCCAGAGCUGGAGAAAGAGCAAGAAGCAGCGGUAAACCGUCUCACGCGAGAGCUCUCUCUCCUCCGCGCGCAGACUGCAUCCGUGGCAUCGACAGCCUCGUCAGCGUCAACAAACGUCAACGAGUCAGGCGAUUGUAACAGCACAGUAGCCUCUCCCCGGUCGACUUCUCGCCAUAGGUCAUCUUCAACGCUGAGCUCCCGGAGCGUGGCUGGCGGAACUACAUACGUACCCGGAAGCACAGUCGCUGCGUUAACCAGCAUCAUUCCACCGCGAGAGGGCGGUACACCAUCUUCAUCACGGCAGUCUCUAGACAUCCAGCGUCCUAGCCUCAGCCGCGAAACCUCUGCUUCAUCUCCUCGCCAGCCUGAAAUCUCAUCCCCGCCUUCACUUCAGAAUCGUGAAGAUAACUCCCACCGCUCGUCACUGGCGCAACCUCUGAGUGCGCGGGAACAUCGUCGGUCAGAAUCUGCCUCUAGUGCAUCAGGUACACUGCGAUAUGAAGAGGCCGCGCGCCAUCGUGCUGAACUCGAAGUUGUCAAGCGGGAGAACGAAUCCCUGCGUCGCCGCGUUCGAGAACUCGAGAAGAUUCUAAGAGACCAUCGCCACGUCUAA
Molecule: messenger RNA, 807 nt
Organism: Arthroderma uncinatum
Lineage: Eukaryota; Fungi; Ascomycota; Eurotiomycetes; Onygenales; Arthrodermataceae
Exons: 3
Coding region: 1-807 (268 amino acids)
Source: RefSeq, a predicted model, not a curated record